Gymnogyps californianus (California condor) is the source of this 2637-nucleotide messenger RNA. RefSeq names its product family with sequence similarity 117 member A (gene FAM117A). Lineage: Eukaryota; Metazoa; Chordata; Aves; Accipitriformes; Cathartidae. The record is from RefSeq and is a predicted model, not a curated record. The transcript is spliced from 8 exons. The annotation marks the transcript as partial.
GGGGGGCUCCAGCCGCUCCGCGCCACCGUCCCCUUCCAGCUCCACCAGCGCCGCGGAGACGGGGGCCGGGCAGCUAGCGUUCCCUGUGCUGCUGCUGUUGAGAAGACCUGCCGUCCCCGGCAGCCCCGUGUACGGCGCACCUCUUCGCUAGACACCAUCGUGGGCUCGUACCUGUUGGGCCAGUGGCCAAGGGAUGCUGAAGGAGCUUCCACUUCGUGCAUGAAUGACAAAGCUACCCAGACUCCGGUGUCCUGGCAUGACGCGGAAGUGGGGAAAGCCAGCUCCAGUGCUCACAAGCGUUCUGCUUCUUGGGGUAGCACAGAUCACCGCAGAGAGAUUGCCAAACUGAAGCAACAGCUCCAGCGAACAAAGCUAAAUGGCAGAAGUGGCAAAGAAAAGGAGAAGAGCUCCCCACUCCAGGGCGACCAUGCUGUCCUUGGAUCGCUCAGGGACUCUCCUUCAGGCUUCCUUUCUCCAUCUCCCAUUUUGAGGCUCAGCCCCUGCUUGCAUAGGAGCCUGGAAGGGCUAAACCAGGAACUGGAGGAAGCGUUUGUGAAGGAGCAGGGAGAUGAAGAGCUUUUGCGGAUAUUGGACGUCCCAGACGGCCACAGGGCGCCAGCGCCUGCCCAGAGAGGCUCUGGAGAUACGUCCCUGACUCUGGAGCCCAGCAGCGGGAGCUGCAGCAGCCUCUCUCUUUCUCCUUCCCCUUCCCCUUCUGUGCCUCUCCGCCUUUCUCCACGCACCCCGGUGAGGCUGGCAGCGGAAGAGCCCUCCUCUGCGGCAGACGAGGUACAGCCGGAUCCGAAGGAGAAAGAAGAGGGCAGCCCUUCACCAGUCCUGGCCUUUGCUUCUUCUCCUCGACCCAACCACAGCUACAUGUUUAAACGGGAACCUCCCGAGGGAUGUGAGAAGGUCCGGGCCUUUGAAGAAGCUUCCUCCCCCAGCCCUGACCAGCCUUUUCAGCCUUCCUGUCCAGAUAAGAACAAAGUGCACUUCAACCCCACCGGUUCUGCCUUCUGCCCUGUCAGCCUGGUGAAGCCUCUCUUCCCAAACGUGGGUUUCCUCUUCAGGGGCUUUCCAGCUUCUUCCAGCCCUGGCACGGGCACGUUUACAUCCUGCCAGCCCACAGCUCCCACUCCGUUCCUUGGGGUGCGGAAGGACGCCGCAGUAGAUAGCUUCAGCGAGGUGUCCAAGUCUCCUUCACUGAAUUACGAACACUGGAAGCGCGGCCAGCCGGAGGAGAGCGUCGUCUUCCACAGCUCUCUGGUGGUGUGAAGCCUUUGGGAAAGCUAGCCAGCAACAACAGCUCUGGCUCCUCAGUGUGUCUCUGCCAGCCUGUAGAGACUAGUGCCUUGAAGGUGGGAUGUGAGAGCCGAGAGGCAGCCCUGGGAUUGAGAACCACAGCAGGCUUCCUCCGAGGAUGAGAGAAACUGUGAAGUACAGUGUGCCACGGGACUCCUCGCUGCUGGAGAGGCUUGUUUCUCCGAGCCUCCCCUGUUCAAAGCACUUUCCUGCGUUGAAUUGUCUUUGUUUCCUGUGUGAUUGUUUUGCUGGUGAAGAGCAGCCGGGCACUGCUGCGGGGAGCAGAGGCAAACUCGUGCUCCGUGGCUCUGUGAGUGAGGUUGAGCUGGGAGGAUUCAGGUGGGGGUUCCUAGCACCCCUCAGCCCUGCGGCUGUCCGGGAUUGCUGAACCCUGGGGAGGGGGGAGAAGGGGCCUGUAGGACGGCUGCCCUUGGAUAUAUCGGAGCAGAAAAUGUUGUGUAUCUGCGUUAUUAAGACAGCUCGUCUCCCUCGGAGCACAGAGAGGGCUGGAGAGCAGUGGAGCCCUGACCGUGCCUCCCCUGGACACCUUUACCCCUUGAAACAAGCCUGGAGCUUUAAGAAUGCCAUGCUAAAUGGGGAGAGCGCAGGUGACAAUGCAGGCUUCCACAGAUCCGUGCUCUGGAAAGCUGCUGUGACUGAGGGCGAGGGAGGCAUUAGAGACACGAGCUGCCUGUCCGGUUUCCUUACGCGUGGGCAGAGAUCUUCCAGGUGCCUUGGCCGUGCUGCAGGAAGAGGGGAUGGAAGUGAAAACUGGCAGUGCACAAAGGUCCCUGCUCGAGGCGGGUUGUUGCUGCUGUAGAGAAACUACCUGCUGCUUUCCAGCCGUGAGCCCAGCCAGCCCGGCUGGGGCUGGCUCCCUGGGGUGGGGUGGAUGGAGAGGGGCUCCGGGGCCCCGCUGCCUCGCGGAGGGGAGACUUUGUGUACGGAGCUGUGACCGCGGCUGGGCAGGGGUCUGAAGCACUGCCGCAUCCAGCAGUGCUGUCCCGACAUGAUGCCUUAGAAGGUGAAGCGAUAACACGGGAACAUUGAUUGUAAAGCCUCUUGACAACAAAAGUAUUUGAUUUUGUGUCUGUUGCAAAGGCUCUGGGUUGUAUUGAAGAAGCCUCUUUUCUUGUAUCCGAUGUAGAAACUCUAUUUUCUUCCAAAGACACUAUUUUUGCAGCUGUUUUGAAGUUUGUACUUUAUGUAUGUAUUGCAAAGCUUAAAGGAGGAAUGUUAGCUUUGGAGUUCUUGUCUUGUGUUUAGAGGGGUUUUUUUGCAGAUGCUGGUAUUGCCAGUUAAAAGGAAACAAAAUAAAUAUUUCAGGCAUCCAGA